AGUGGCUCGUGAGGGACUCCCGUGCGUUCCGUUGUUUUUCCUCUCCUGUCCUCUCCACGAGCAAAACUUCUGCGGCGUAAAACUGAAACCAGGUGCUCUUGUGCGGUGGUGCAGCAGCUCCUUGGGAGAGGCGAGAAAGAAGCCUGGCGUUUCCUCCCUCUCCAGACCCCUUCCUCUUAGCUCGCGGCUCCGUCGCUUUUCUUUUCCUACCCCAGCCUAGCUUUCUUCCGCCCGCCCCGUUCUGUAAGCGGGAGCGCCGAGGAGGUACGACAGAAACACGUGAAGGCGAGCAGCAAAAAACAAAACAAACGCGGAGUUCCAGCCAGUAGAGGCUUGGCGGCGCGGCUGCCUAGGAACAGGAGAGCGCAAAGCCCAGGAGAAGGUGGCGGUGUCCCUCCCGAAGGGGGCUCCUUUUCCCCACCCCUUUCCUCCGUUCGUCGGGGAGUCUCUUGUCCCCGACGCUGACAGGUGCUCCUCCGAGCCCGCCGCGAGCUCUCUAGCCCCCUUCGCUUCUCCCCCUCCUCCGGUUUCGCGAGGAUUGCGGCGCCCUUGGGAAGCUGAUUAUGCUUUGAACCUUAGGAGAGGAGGAGGGAGAAAACCCUGGAGACAGAGGAAAGAAAGACGGUAGCCGAGGAAAAAGUUUUGGAUGGGAUUAUGUGGAAACUACCCUGCUCUUCUCUGCCGCCCGAGCAGGAUCAGUGCUGCUGCUCUCUCCCCAGCGGUGCAGUCUUCGCAGGCUGGUGGAGGUGGUGAGGACGACGACGCGGGAAAUACUUGAGCUGUCGGCAAGGACUUGGCGCGUGUGUUGUGCGUUAGAGAGCUUCCACCCCAGCCUACCAAAUGCUCCUCUUCGGGAUCUCGCUGACACUUGCCCUGGUCAGCCAAAGACCGGGAGUCCACGCCGAAUCAAAUCUGAGCAGCAAGUUCCAGUUCUCCAGCGCCAAAGAGCAAAACGGAGUACAAGAGCCACAACAUGAGAAGAUUAUUACUGUGUCUGCUAACGGAAGUAUUCACAGCCCAAAGUUUCCUCAUACUUAUCCCCGCAACACAGUACUUGUGUGGCGAUUAGUUGCAGUUGAAGAGAAUAUGUUGAUACAACUUACUUUUGAUGAAAGGUUUGGGCUUGAGGACCCAGAAGAUGAUAUAUGCAAGUAUGACUUCGUAGAAGUUGAAGAGCCUAGUGAUGGCACUAUCUUAGGGCGGUGGUGUGGUUCUGCUACUGUUCCAGGCAAACAGAUCUCUGAAGGAAACCAGAUCAGGAUAAGAUUUGUUUCUGAUGAAUAUUUUCCUUCUGAACCUGGAUUCUGUAUUCAUUAUAACCUUCUCACAACACCUCACACGGAAUCUGUCAGUCCAACGGUGUUACCACCCUCAGCUUUACCAUUAGAAUUGCUAAACAAUGCUGUUGCUGCAUUUAGUACCGUAGAAGAACUUAUCAGGUACCUUGAGCCUGACAGAUGGCAGUUAGAUUUGGAAGACCUGUACAAACCAACAUGGCACCUUCUCGGAAAAGCAUACAUUCACAGCAGAAAAUCGAGAGUUGUAGAUUUGAACCUUCUGAAGGAGGAAGUAAGAAUGUAUAGCUGUACUCCACGCAACUUCUCAGUGUCAGUACGGGAGGAAUUAAAACGAACAGACACCAUUUUUUGGCCACUUUGUCUGCUGGUUAAACGCUGCGGUGGAAAUUGUGCCUGUUGUCAACAUUCUUGCAGUGAAUGCCAAUGUGUCCCUACCAAAAUCACCAAAAAAUAUCAUGAGGUCCUGCAGCUGAAGCCCAGAAGUGGUGUAAGAGGAUUGCAUAAAUCUCUGACAGAUGUACCUUUGGAUCAUCAUGAGGAGUGUAACUGUGUGUGUAAAGGGAAUACAGAAGGAUAAAAGGAACUUCUUUCUUUUACAACACAUUGAAUUAGUGGCUUAUUCUGUUCUGGGGCUUGUGCAUUAAUCUCCUUCUGUAAUCUCAGCUGUUUCCUUUGAGAAUCUUCAGUGUUCAAGAUUGAUGGUUCUGGGGAGAUGAAGAGACAAGAAAUGAAACUGGGAUUAUGUAUGCAAUGUAACAGCACAUGAAAGCCCACUAAAACUAUGAGCAGAAGGCAUUAAUGAGGAUUUUUUUCCUCCACCUUGAUUUAACUAUAUAAGAUCAUCUCUCUCGCUCAUCCUGAAUUUUAAAAGAUUUAAGUUUAGAAAUGCUCAAAGCUUGAACUCUUCUAGUAGGCUUCCCUCUGCAGGCCAGUUACUUCUGGCUUACCAUUCUAAACAUCUGGAAUAUCACUUCACUUAUUGCAAUAUCUCCUACACAUCCUAAAUGAAAGUGUUAAUUGCUUACAAACUGUUAUUCUAUUCAUAAAGUUAAACUUUAUUUUUCACUUAUACAUGUGAAAAAGACUGGACACUUUUCCAUGGUUUUUUUUCCCCCAGUCAGAUUCCUGUCGUUUAGCAAAAGUGCAUGGUCAGUAUAUAUGAGCAAGGAGGAAAAGAUUGAAACCAAUGAAGUAUCUUUAUUCCUCCCACUAGUGCCUUCAAGUAUUUUUUUGUUUGUUUAUAUUUUUAUUGUGUACAUUUUUAUACUCUCUUUUUGAUGGCAUAACAAUUUGCUUUUCUAAUCUUGUUAAAUAUAUCUAUUUUUUACCAAAGGUAUUUAAUUUCCUUUGUAUUUACAACCUAGAAAAAUUGUAUUUUAGUUCUGUAAGACCUUGGAGUCAGCGUUACAGGAAGAGGAUAGAAAGAAUUACUGGUUGUAUAAGACAACAAAAGUAGUGGUGCAUGUGCACAUAGAGAGAUAAAACAGAUGAAAAUAUCAUUCUGACUUUACAGUUGUAUGUAAGUAGAUCCAUGAUGCUGGGAUAAGAAAAAGGAAUAUAAUAGCUGUUUUAACCCUUUUUAUAAUCUAGUGCCUUGAACUAGAGAGAAUGUCUGUGAGCAUAGAAGCAGGCUUCAGCAUGCAUAAAUAAGAAAAUAAAUACCAUUUUUUGGAUCAGAGAUCACUGGCAUAAAUCUGAUAAGGAUCAGCAUACUCAUCAGAGGAUAGCUGUCAGCAGACGCUGCACUGGCUUGAAUAGGUUGCAUUAUCUUCACCUGUCCAUCUACAUUUUGGCAGAAUCACUUCUGAAGAAAUAAAGUUCUUAUAUGUGACCUGCGAUAGAUUGGGAAACAGGUUGUCUUCAUGAAAAAAAAUCAUGAAUCCUACUGAUAACAGUGUGAUCUUGCCACCAAAUUUUAUAAUGGGUUUAUUAAAAAUGUGCACAUAUUUAUUGCUACAGGUAUAAGGGUUUUUAAUAUUAUCAUUGACAGUUGCUUCUUCAUAAGUACAGUGGGCUUCCAGUAUUUUAAUGAUGUAGAGUAUAAUUUUUGAAAUGUGGUUUUAUGUACAGUCUAUAUAUAAACCAGUACAUUUAUCCCCUUCUUUGCCAAGAAGGAAAGAAGCAGUAAAAUAUUUUGCUUGUAAAAUA
This is a messenger RNA of Candoia aspera, 3446 nucleotides long. It is a transcript of the gene PDGFC, whose product is annotated as platelet derived growth factor C. The coding region runs from base 841 to 1875 and encodes 344 amino acids. Gene Ontology annotation, cellular component: membrane. The record is from RefSeq and is a predicted model, not a curated record. NCBI's taxonomy places the organism in Eukaryota, Metazoa, Chordata, Lepidosauria, Squamata, Candoiidae. Gene Ontology annotation, biological process: positive regulation of MAP kinase activity; positive regulation of ERK1 and ERK2 cascade; positive regulation of cell migration. The transcript is spliced from 6 exons. Gene Ontology annotation, molecular function: growth factor activity; platelet-derived growth factor receptor binding.